AUGUUCGGAAGCAACCCCUUUGGGCAAUCAUCUAGUGCAUUUGGGUCACAACCAGUUUUUGGGCAAGUCAGUAAUGCUAGUAGCAAUCCGUUUGCUCCUAAACCCUUUGGUAGUACAAGCCCAUUUGGUUCACAGACAGGGGGUUCCAUUUUUGGUGGUACAUCUACUGGUGUGUUUGGUGCCCAAUCCUCUUCUCCUUUAGGUUCAACUUCAGUGUUUGGUGCUUCAUCGACCCCUGCUUUUGGAUCUUCUCCAACUCCUGCUUUUGGUGGCUCAACAUCAGCAUUUGGCGGUAACGGUUCUUCUGUGUUUGGGCAGAACCCUGCUUUUGGUGGCUUUGGGUCAAGUACUACUCAAACAAGUCCAUUUGGAAGCUCAUUUCAACAAUCACAACCGGCAUUUGGAAGUAAUCUAUUUGGUUCAUCUACACCUUUUGGUACGCCAAGUCAACCUGCAUUUGGUGCCACUAGCACUCCUGCAUUUGGCUCGUCAAGCACUCCUGCAUUUGGUGCCACAAGCGCACCAUCUUUUGGUGCUACAAGUACACCUGCCUUUGGUUCCACGACAAGCUCAACAUUUGGUAACUCAGGCAGUGGAUUUGGUGUGUCAAGUUCUCCUGUUUUUGGAUCAACUACUCCUGCGUUUGGUGCUUCUUCCACUCCAGCAUUUGGUGCUUCUUCCACUCCAGCAUUUGGUGCUUCUUCUACUCCAGCAUUUGGUGCAUCCAGCUCUCCAGCAUUUGGUGCCUCAAAUGCUGCUUUUGGUGCGGCCAGUACUCCCAAUUUUAGCUUUGGGUCUAGUCCUGCAUUUGGCAAUAGCCCAUUUGGAUCUACAGCGUCAGCCUUUGGAGCUCAAAGUGUUCCUUUUGGAGCUCAAGCUACGACCCCAACUUUUGGGAGCUCUGCUUUUGGGCAGUCUGCAUUUGGAGGGCAACAACGUGGGGGGUCUAGAGUAGCUGCUUACACCCCGACACCUGAGGUAGAUGGUGGUAGUGGUACACAACCGGCUGGUAAGCUUGAAUCUAUUUCAGCCAUGCCCGUCUACAAAGAUAAAAGCCAUGAAGAACUUAGGUGGGAGGACUACCAGUUGGGAGAUAAAGGGGGGCCAGCUCCAGCCAGUCAGUCUGCAGGUGCAGUUGGCUUUGGUAGUUCAGGCUUUGGAUCAUCGACCACUCCUGCAUUUGGUCAGUCAUCAGCAAAUCCUUUUUCAUCCUCAACAGCUUCCAACCCAUUUGCCUCUAAAACUCCAGCUUUCGGUAGCUCUGGUUUUGGAGCUUCAUCUGCUCCUUCAUUUGGUUCUUCACCUUUUGGAGCGUCUACUACAUCUAACCUUUUCGGUUCGUCAUCAUCCUCCAUUUUUGGCUCCACGACUCCAGCAUUUGGAGCCAGUACCUCCCCGUCCCUGUUUGGCUCCUCAAGCUCGUCAGCUUUUGGAUCUUCACCAUCUAUCUUUGCCUCUUCAUCGGCUCAGGGAACUACCCCAUCAUUUGGCUCUGGCUUAAAUUUUGGCAACACACAGUCCACACCUUUCCAGUCUGCCGCACCUUCGCUUGGACAGUCUAGUUCUGUUUUUGGACAGGCAACUUCAGUCUUUGGGCAAACCACCCCAGCUUUUGGUCAAUCAAAUUUAUUUAGUACACCUUCUACUGGCUUUGGCGGGAAUCUAUUCUCAAGCACUCCAUCAUUACUAAACACCAGCAACCCUGUGGGAUUUGGCCAAACAACUCCAUCCCUUUCCAUGCCUUUUCAACCUUCACAGCCAACUCAGAGUUCUGGUGGUUUUGGCUUUAGCAACUUUGGACAGCCACAAACAGCUAGUGCAAGUGUCUUUGGUGGCACACCGAGCAUCUUUGGCCAGGGCACAUUUGGACAGUCGUCUGGCACUCAAAGCUCUUUGGUUGCUCAAUCUGCUCCUGCUACAAAUCCUUUUGGAACCCUGCCAGCGAUGCCCCAGAUAUCAAUUGGCCGCACAGGCACUUCUCCUUCCAUCCAGUAUGGAAUUUCCAGUUUGCCAGUUGUUGACAAACCAGUGCCUAUCAGAAUAUCAUCUUUGUUGACGUCUCGGCACCUUUCUCAGAGGCGUAGUAGAUUGCCUGCAAGGAAAUAUCACCCUAAAAAUGAUGGUCCAAAGGUGCCAUUUUUUAGUGAUGAUGAAGAGACACCCAGCACGCCAAAGGCAGAUGCUCUUUAUAUUCCACGGGAGAACCCAAGAGCUUUAAUAAUUCGUCCAUUAGAACAGUGGCCCUCUAGAUCAAGCGCAGAGAGGACAACCCCGUCAAAGCCCAAGUCUACUCCUGUACAUGAGAAUGGUAAAAUUCCUGAAGAUAUUCCCACUCUCAUAAAUGUCUACGGAACUGAGAAUAAAGAUGAAGAUGGGGUCAUGAAUGGUCUUGCUGAGGAACAAGGUCACUCUGUCGAUUUGAACCAGAAUGCUAAUGAGUUCCAUGAUGGUGUUUCUAAGCUAGGAGAUUCUUACAUCACUCUUACUGGCCACCGAGCUGGUGAAGCAGCAAUUGUUUAUGAGCAUGGUGCAGACAUAGAGGCACUGAUGCCAAAGCUUCGCCACUCUGACUACUACACAGAGCCACGAAUUCAGGAGCUGGCUGCAAAGGAAAGAGCCAAGCCAGGGUUUUGUCGCCAUGUGAAGGACUUUGUGGUUGGGAGACAUGGUUUUGGUAGCAUCAAGUUCUUUGGGGAGACGGAUGUGCGAAGGCUUGAUCUGGAGUCUCUUGUUCAAUUCAAUAAUCGAGAGGUUAUUGUGUAUAUGGAUGAGACCAAGAAACCUCCAAUUGGACAAGGUCUCAACAAACCUGCCGAGGUAAAACUCCUCAAUAUAAAAUGUUUUGAUAAAAAGACUGGACAGCAAUACACAUCGGGACCAAGAAUUGAGAAGUACAAAGAGAUGCUUAAAAGAAAGGCUGAGGAUCAAGGUGCUGAGUUUGUGUCCUAUGAUCCAGUCAAAGGAGAAUGGAAGUUCAGGGUCAAUCAUUUCAGUGAGUACAAGCUUGGAGAUGAUGAAGAAUAA
This is a messenger RNA of Fraxinus pennsylvanica, 3024 nucleotides long. The record is from the annotation of a GenBank genome assembly. NCBI's taxonomy places the organism in Eukaryota, Viridiplantae, Streptophyta, Magnoliopsida, Lamiales, Oleaceae.